Arabidopsis thaliana (thale cress) is the source of this 1413-nucleotide messenger RNA. RefSeq names its product Stabilizer of iron transporter SufD superfamily protein (gene ABCI9). Gene Ontology annotation, biological process: iron-sulfur cluster assembly. The coding region runs from base 1 to 1413 and encodes 470 amino acids. The record is from RefSeq and is marked reviewed. Lineage: Eukaryota; Viridiplantae; Streptophyta; Magnoliopsida; Brassicales; Brassicaceae. The transcript is spliced from 4 exons.
AUGGCGUCUCUUUUCGCAAUCGGUUUCUCCAAAUUUUCUCCACAACCCACUUCCGAUUAUUCCAAAUUACUAAAAGUGUUUCAUCCAAAACCCUAUUCCUUGAAAUUUCUAUUUCUCAAAACCCUAAAUCCUACUAGGUUUUUCAAAGUCAGAGCCAAUGAUGGAACCGAACCAUCUGAUAAACUUCAACAGUAUUUCCAGAAUCAAGAUUACGAUAAGAAAUACGGAUUCCUUGAAAACAUCGAUUCCUUCACAAUCCCUAAAGGUUUAUCUGAAGAAACGAUUCGCUUGAUAUCGAAGUUGAAAAAGGAACCAGCUUGGAUUCUUGAGUAUAGGCUCAAAGCUUAUGCUAAGUUUCUAAAAUUAGAAGAACCUAAAUGGUCAGAUAAUAGGUACCCUUUGCUUGAUCUCCAAGAUAUGUGUUUUUACUCUGCUCCUAAAAAGAAACCAACUUUGAAUAGUUCAGAUAUAGCUGAUGAAGCUGAUGAUCCUAAGCUUCUUGAGGAAUUUGAUAGAUUAGAUGUUCCUUUAACAAAGAAGAAGAAAUGUUCACCUAAAGUUGCGGUUGAUGCGGUUUAUAAUAGUGAAUCGAUAGCUAUUACUAAUAAGGAGCCUCUAGAGAAGUCAGGUGUGAUCUUCUGUUCGAUAUCCGAAGCUAUAAGGAAGUAUCCGGAUUUGAUCAAGAAGUAUUUAGGAAGAGUUGUGCCUAGUGAUGAUAACUACUACGCGGCUUUGAAUACCGCGGUUUUCAGCGAUGGAUCGUUCUGUUAUAUACCGAAAAACACUAGAUGUCCGAUGCCUCUUUCGAGUUAUUUUCGGAUGAAUUCUAUUGAAAACACUGGUCAGUUUGAAAGAACUUUGAUUGUUGCUGAGGAAGGUAGUUUUGUUGAGUAUUCAGAAGGAUGCACUGCUAUUUCUCAUGACAAGAAUCAGCUUCACGCUGCUGUUGUUGAGCUCUAUUGCGCUGAAGGAGCGGAGAUUAAGUACUCGACGCGUGGUCUCUGCGCUGGUGAUCGUUCCAAGAUCUCAUGGACUCAAGUUGAGAAAGGGUUCGCGAUAACUUGGAAGUAUCCAAGCGUGGUUUUAGAAGGAGAUGAUUCCGUUGGAGAAGCUGAGAACGCUAGAAAUACUUCGACUUGUGACUCGAUGCUUAUUGGUGACAAUGCAGCCGCUAAUACAUAUCCUUACAUACAGGUAAAGAAUCCAUCGGCGAGAAUAGAGCAUGAAGCAAGUACUUCAAAGAUUGGAGAAGAUCAGAUUUUCUAUUUUCAACAGAGAGGUAUCGAUCAUGAGAGAGCAUUAGCGGCAAUGAUCUCUGGAUUUUGCAGAGAUGUUUUCAACAAGUUGCCUAAUGAAUUUGGAGCCGAAGUUAACCAGCUUUUGAGCAUUAAGCUUGAAGGAUCAGUGGGUUAA